This is a messenger RNA of Penaeus monodon (black tiger shrimp), 2022 nucleotides long. It is a transcript of the gene Aldh7A1, whose product is annotated as alpha-aminoadipic semialdehyde dehydrogenase-like. The transcript has 9 exons. Bases 44 to 1651 code for a protein of 535 amino acids. The record is from RefSeq and is a predicted model, not a curated record. Gene Ontology annotation, molecular function: aldehyde dehydrogenase (NAD+) activity. Lineage: Eukaryota; Metazoa; Arthropoda; Malacostraca; Decapoda; Penaeidae.
CGCGAGAAGUCCCUGGCAGACGCGCAGACGACACAGCCAAGCCAUGACUCUCCUCACUCGCAUUCUCCCCCUCACGCGAACCCCUUUCUUCGUCGCCAGAGCCAUGUCCUCCUCGGGAUACCUGAUCAACGAGCCCAAGUACGCCUUCUUGAAGGACCUGGGACUCGAGGAGAGCAACAAGGGAGUCUUCAAUGGGAAAUGGUUUGCUAAUGGAGAGGUGGUGACCUCCAUGUGCCCUGCCAACAAUCGUCCCAUUGCUCAAGUCCAGCAAGGCACAGUGGAAGAUUUGGAUGCUUGUGUCAAGGCAGGAAAGGAGGCUUGGCAGGUGUGGGCAGAUAUGCCAGCUCCUGCCAGGGGAGAGAUUGUGCGUCAGAUUGGUGUCGCCCUGAGGGAAAACCUAGAGCCCCUUGGAAAGCUUGUGGCCUUAGAGAUGGGAAAGAUCAAACCAGAGGGCAUUGGUGAGGUGCAGGAGUAUGUAGACAUCUGUGAUUUUGCCGUUGGCUUGUCUCGCAUGGUUGGUGGCUCUGUGCUGCCCUCAGAGCGCCCAGGACAUGCCCUCUUGGAGAACUGGAAUCCUCUGGGUAUUGUUGGUGUGAUUACAGCAUUCAACUUCCCGGUUGCUGUAUAUGGCUGGAACAGUGCUAUUGCAAUGGUAUGUGGCAACACACUUUUAUGGAAGGGUGCCCCAACCACUCCACUAGUGUCAGUAGCUACAACCAAGAUUGUAGCCUCGGUCUUGGAGAAAAAUAACCUUCCUGGAGCUGUGUCUGCAUUGUGCUGUGGCGGUGCUGAUGUUGGCACUGCUAUUGCUAAGGAUGAGAGGAUUCCAUUGGUCUCUUUCACAGGUUCUACAAAUGUUGGAAAACAGGUUUCCCUUAUGGUUCAAGAGAGAUUUGGCCGCCAUCUGCUAGAACUUGGCGGCAAUAAUGCCAUUAUUGUGGACGAGGAUGCCGAUAUUGAGAUGGUUGUGAGGGCAGCUUUGUUUGCAUGUGUAGGCACUGCAGGCCAAAGAUGUACUACAACCCGUAGGUUAAUUCUGCAUGAAAAGGUCCAUGAUGAGAUUGUUGAGCGUCUUGUAAAGGCAUACAAAAGUUUCAUGCCACGUUUGGGCGACCCCUUGGAUGAUGGUGUUCUGUAUGGACCCAUGCACUCUCAGCAGGGAAUUGAUGGUUAUCUUGCUGCUGUCAAGGAAGCUGUUUCUCUUGGAGGAAAGGUUGAAUUUGGUGGUAAUGUGAUUGACCGUGAAGGCUUCUAUGUCGAGCCAACCAUUGUCACUGGACUCCCUCAUGACUCCCCUGUUGUCCACCGUGAGACCUUCGCCCCAAUUGUCUAUGCUCUUAAGUGCCCAUCAUUAGAUACAGGAAUUCAGUGGAACAAUGAGGUUAAUCAAGGCCUUUCGUCUUCCCUCUUCACACAGAACCUUGGCAAUGUUUUCAAGUGGCUUGGACCAAAGGGCUCAGACUGCGGUAUCAUCAAUGUUAACAUCCCUACCAAUGGAGCGGAAAUUGGUGGAGCCUUUGGUGGUGAGAAGCACACAGGUGGUGGCAGGGAGUCGGGCUCAGAUGCAUGGAAACAGUACAUGCGUCGAUCAACCUGCACCAUCAACUACACCAAGGAAUUACCCCUUGCUCAGGGCAUUAAGUUUGAGUAAUGCAAAAGAAUAUAGACCUUCCCUUUUACUGCUAAAUAGUACAAUAUGUGGUCAGAGCAGCUGCUGUUGAAUAUUUUCUUAUAUUGAGAAAUACAGAAACAACAGUUGUAUUGGCUGUCAGUUUGGGAGCUAAUAGUAGCUCGGUAAUGAAGAUAAAACAUAACCUUACAGGCAGUUAGAUAAAAUGUUUUGUGAUGUACAGGACAAGUGCAAUUAAAGAGUUAUAUCCGGUGAUUGAAGCUUUCUGUAAAUGCUCAAAAAUCUUACACAACAGAUAUAGCAUCCCAAAAUAUUUUAUAUACAUGAAUAAUGAUAUUUUCUACCAGUGCCAUUUGAAAUUUGUCUUUUCAGUACCUUUAAUAAAAAAAAUU